UGAUCACCUCGGGUGGCAUCGGCCCGGUCGCGUUCCUUGAGACGUCAUGCCAUCUUGGCUCUUCGUUUCUCUCGUCUUCCUCGUCUUCCUGUCGAUCGGGGGCUUGCGUGGAGAAGAGCAAGAGCAAGAUCAGGGGCAUCUGACGGACGAGGAGAUCUACAACGCAACGGAGGAGAUUUCGGUGAAGCAGGAACCGGGGGACGAGACUCUCCUCGCCGCCGUCCUCUCCAGCAUGGCUCAAUGGAAGUGGAUGCAAUGGACCAAGAAGAACAAUCCUCAUGCCAGACGAAAGCGGGACGAGGAAGUGGUGUGUUACCAGGAACUGGGCUGUUUCCGUGACGAGGGUCCAUUCGAUUAUUUAGACCUCCUUCCAGCCCCUCCUGACGAAAUCGGGACGAAAUUCUUGCUCUUCACUCGAUUGAACCCGUCUCGACCCCAGAUGUUGCAUUAUUCCAACCUCACCUCCACGAAUCCCUUGCUCUUCAACACAUCCAAGGACUCCAUCGUGAUCGUACACGGAUUUGGAAGUAGCUGCAGUCAUCACUGGGCCGUGGAAAUGCGGACUGCCAUCCUCGCUCAGGUUGACAGCAAUGUCAUGUGCGUGGAUUGGGAGAAAGGAGCGGGGUUACCGAAUUACGUAAAAGCUUCGGUGAAUACUCGUCUCGUCGGGAAGCAACUUGGCCUAUUUAUCCAAGUACUUGGAAGGCAUUUGAAUUACACGGCUGAUCGAUUCCACAUAAUUGGAUUCAGCCUCGGCGCUCACGUCUCCGGUUUCGCCGGUACCCAUCUCCAGGAACUGGAGGGACAGAAUCUCACUCGAAUCACAGACUUGUUUGGAGUGCAAGGCCAAUUUGUAUGUGGUCUGCUUUUGACAGGUUUGGAUCCGGCGGGUCCCCUAUUCGAGAGCUACGAGAAUGCAGCUCGGUUGGAUUCCGGGGAUGCGAGUUUCGUGGACGUGAUUCACUCGAAUGGGGAUAGCCUUAUCAUGGGGGGAUUGGGGUCUGCCACCCCCAUGGGGGAUGUGGACUUCUACCCCAAUGGGGGAAGGGUUCAGAAGGGAUGCCACAACCUCUUCGUCGGUGCUGUCACUGACUUCAUUUGGUCUCGAGAAUCGGAAGGGCGAAGUCUUUGCAACCAUCGAAGGGCCUACAAAUUCUUUGCCUAUUCUCUGGCUCCUCAAUGCCCCUUCCCUUCCUUCGUCUGUGAAUCCUACGAGAAAUUCCUGGAAGGGGAGUGUUUCCCUUGCGGAGCGGAUUGGACGGACUGUGGCAACAUGGGAUACUACGCCAACGUGGCCAGGGGUAGAGGUACCCUCUAUCUCGUCACCCGGGACACUGAACCCUUCUGCGGGAACCAGUACAAGGUCACGGUAGAGAUCUCUUCGGAGCAGGAGGCGACGUAUGGAAGACUGGAGGUGAUCAUCCUGGGUGCACAUAAUUACAGCGAAACUUUCCCUAUCACUUGGAAAGACGACGAGGAAAUCGUUGGGGGGGAGAGGGUGGUGAAGAUCAUCGUGCCCCACCCAGCCAUUGGAGAGGACUUCAUCGUUCAGAUUCGAUACAUCGCCUACAAGGGCUGGAUCUACAACGGCAAACCCGCACUCUCCAUUCACAAUAUCCACAUGAUGGAUUCAUACGGGAAAAGCAAGGGACAUUGCAGUAAGGUGAACUUGCUGAAUGAAAUCCCUCAUCCCCUGUUAUUGACGCAAGGCAGUUGCACUUAUCCACCUUGGAGCACUUCUCCGCCUUCUCCUGAUGAGGGAUACCUUGAGACGAAUCGAAUCCAACGUUUCUUCUCGACGUCGUCGAGUGACGAUGGGAACGGACUGGCUUACAUGAACGUUGGCCCUGUGUUGCCCCCGGCCCAUCCGGCCUUUUAUCCCAAGGGCAAAUUCCCAGAAUCUGCCAUCGUCCUCAUCCCGGCCCCCUCCCUCGUCGAGGAGCCCCCCAAGGUGGACAGCCCGAGGCCAUCGUAUUUCCUCCACCCCUUCCCAGCCCGCCGCCCCCACCCUAUCAUGUUGAAACCCCCCCAGUCUCGACCGAAGCUCAUGCCCAUCGCAAUCACCACCACCACCAUCAUGCCAGCCAUCGGCACCCCUUUGACCACUUCCACGACCACCGUAUCGCCCAUUAGAAAUUCAGAUUCGUCGAUGCCCACCGUGGCUCCUUCCACCACUGCCGUCGCCUUGUCUUCGACACCGUCCCCUCCCAAUACGACUAGUGAAGUGAUGUUAUCUAGGACCGAAGCAAAAAUUACAAAAAAUAACGAAACCGAUGAAGCCCAGGAGAUCCCGGUUUAUCGGUUACUCCCGGUUUCGCGUAACCGGGUCCUGAAUCUCCAGGAUUCUCCCAGGCGGAGUUCCUCGGAGAGCUCCGUUUCCAGAGAGACCAAUUACCUUCCCAGGCCUCAAGGACGGUCCUUGACCUUCGCUCACGUGGACUUGAAUCAACUGUCGGCUCGGCAGGCCCAAGCCAGUGCUUCGGAGGAGAAUUCGGAGAGUGCUGGAGACCGGUACUUGCAGGGUCGGAGAAUGCACGGUGGGAUGGGACCCGGGGCGUUUCCACGGGGAGCAAGACGGCUUCAUCAUCUACCUCCGAACCCCCUCAUCAUCCCAGCACAUUCCUACGAUUUCCAGUAUCGAUACAUUCCCAUCCACACUUAUCGAAACUGGGCUCCCCAUUCACAUAUAGUGCCUAGAGCACGGGGAUGA
This is a messenger RNA of Darwinula stevensoni, 2710 nucleotides long. The record is from the annotation of a GenBank genome assembly. Lineage: Eukaryota; Metazoa; Arthropoda; Ostracoda; Podocopida; Darwinulidae.